This is a messenger RNA of Seminavis robusta, 733 nucleotides long. The record is from the annotation of a GenBank genome assembly. Lineage: Eukaryota; Bacillariophyta; Bacillariophyceae; Naviculales; Naviculaceae.
GUAGGAUCUCAGUGGAUCAGCUCCGGACUGAGCACUUUGGGUGGUUUCCCUUCGUGCUUUCCAGCCGUCACUUUUUCUCAGGAAAUCAUGCUUUGUAUGCAUAAGCUUAUCCAGCAGAGGAGCCAUAUUCCAUUCUAUGCUAAAGGUGUGCUUCUCUCAUAAACCAAACUACCCAGAAACAAACAAACACAAACACAGAAUCAUAUUACUAACAGUAAUCCUUCUUCAAAAUAGACGAAAUGCCAGCUCUCUCUCAACUUCAGUUUUGGAUGAAUAAUCUCUUGUCUUCACGCUAUUACCAACUGGAGGAGAUGGAAGAACAGAUUGUUUUGACGUUUCUCAACGUGGAAGCUUCUGAUCUGUCUGUGAAUGUACUGAACGAGCCAAGCGGCUUGGGCAGAAUUUUGCAAGUACGAGGUCAACGCUCCACGGACCAUUACUUUCUACUAGACGACACUGUAGUGGAUGUGAACAAUCUGUCGGUCCAGCUGGAAGACGACGGUGUGUUGAUGGUGAUUGCUCCUGUCGUGCACAAGAAGGGACCCAGUAGUAGAGCACCCAUUCAAGCGAUCCAUCCCAUUCGCACCACCCACAGACGAAAGCAUUGGUUUCCCAAGGAGGAGCAUCGUUCGUGCAGCACCUUUAUGAAUGCUAUUCAGAACACAUGUAACGGUACAAGUAAUCCUAAACAAUAGAUCAGACAACCAGAAUACUGUGAAUGGUUCCGAAACCG